Hibiscus syriacus is the source of this 556-nucleotide messenger RNA. Its product is annotated as late embryogenesis abundant protein D-11-like. NCBI's taxonomy places the organism in Eukaryota, Viridiplantae, Streptophyta, Magnoliopsida, Malvales, Malvaceae. The transcript has 2 exons. The coding region runs from base 92 to 496 and encodes 134 amino acids. The record is from RefSeq and is a predicted model, not a curated record. Gene Ontology annotation, biological process: response to water.
AUCAACUUUCCACCGAUUAAAACAAUCACAUCCCAGUUUUCUUUCAAGCAUUCAUUGUUCUUGUUUCAGGUUUAUAGUUGAGAGAAAAAAUAUGGCACACUUCCAAAACCAAUAUUCAGCUCCCGAAGUAACCCAAACAGACGCCUUUGGCAACCCGGUUCGCCAGACCGAUGAGUACGGCAACCCGAUUCCGGCACAGGAGACGGGCCGUGGAAUUGCAGGGAUCGGCGGGCAUCAUCAAGGAAAGCAUCAUGGACUCCGUCGCAGUGGAAGUUGUAGCUCGAGUUCCUCAUCUGAGGACGAGGGAACGGGGAGGAAGAAGAAGGGAGUGAAAGAUAAGCUGAAGGAGAAGUUACCAGGAGGAGCGCACAAAGAGCAGCAAUAUCAGGCGGCGUCAGCCACAACGCCGGGGCAAGGGCCUACGUAUCCUCAACACAACCAGGAGAAGAAAGGGGUGAUGGAUAAGAUCAAGGAGAAGCUACCUGGUGGUCACUAGAACCCUAAAUCACCCGCCUUUUGUCAGUUACUUUCCUACUAGUCAUUUUAUAUAUGCGUU